AUGGAUGAUUUGACGUUACUUGAUCUUCUGGAGUGUCCCGUGUGCUUUGAAAAACUCGAUGUCACGGCCAAAGUCCUCCCUUGCCAGCACACCUUCUGCAAACCAUGUCUCCAGAGGAUUUUCAAGGCCCACAAGGAGCUGAGGUGCCCGGAAUGCAGGACCCUGGUGUUUUGCAGCAUCGAGGCACUGCCGGCCAACCUGCUGCUCGUGCGUCUUCUAGACGGUGUGCGCUCGGGGCAGAGCUUGGGGAGAGGGGGCUCCUUCCGCAGGCCUGGUGUGCUGACCGCGCAGGACGGCAGGAGAGGCAAGAGUAACCCCAGAGCUCUACAGUCCAGCUCUUUCCGGCUGGUGCCUAAUAUCAGAAUCCACAUGGAUGGGGUGCCAAGAGCAAAGGCCUUAUGCAACUACCGAGGGCAGAAUCCCGGUGACCUGAGGUUUAAUAAGGGAGAUGUCAUCCUUCUGCGGAGACAGCUGGAUGAGAACUGGUACCAGGGGGAGAUCAAUGGAAUCAGUGGGAUCUUCCCAGCCAGCUCCGUGGAAGUCAUCAAGCAGCUGCCCCAGCCACCCCCGCUCUGCCGGGCCCUCUACAAUUUUGACCUACGAGACAAAGACAAGAGUGAGAGCCAGGACUGCCUGAGCUUCCUCAAGGACGAUAUCAUCACCGUGAUCAGCCGAGUGGAUGAGAACUGGGCAGAAGGCAAGUUAGGAGAUAAAGUCGGCAUCUUCCCAAUCUUGUUUGUAGAGCCCAACCUCACUGCAAGACACCUCCUAGAGAAGAACAAAGGCCGUCAAUCGGUCCGCACAAAGAACCUGUCUGUGGUACCCUCAUCCUCCCGAGGCAAAGCAGCCAACACGCCCACCCUCCGCAGGGGCCCUGGGUCCAGGAGGAAAGGGCCCGGGCAGUUCUCCAUCACAACAGCUUUGAACACUCUCAACAGGAUGGUCCAUUCUCCCUCAGGACGCCAUAUGGUGGAGAUCAGCACCCCAGUGCUCAUCAGCUCCAGCAACCCCUCUGUGAUCACCCAGCACACGGAAAAAGGAGAUAUUCCUCCCAGCUCUGUGGGGCAGGUCAGCACUUACCAUCCCAUACCUGGCUCCCCAGGACAUUCCGCGACCAUCGUCAAUCUGUCCAGCUCCCAGCAACACCUCUCAGCAAACAUGUUUGUGGCCCUGCACUCCUACUCAGCCCAUGGACCCGAUGAGCUGGACCUACAGAAGGGAGAAGGCAUCAGGGUCCUGGGCAAGUACCCAGACGGCUGGCUCAGGGGUGUCUCCUUGGUCACUGGGCGGGUUGGCACCUUCCCCAACAACUAUGUCAUCCCCAUUUUCAGAAAGACAUCUAGUUUUCCAGAUUCUCGGAGUCCUGGUCUCUACGCCACAUGGACGUUAUCCAACUCCUCUGUGUCCUCCCAAGGCAGCAUUUCAGAAGGUGAUCCCCAGCAGAACCGUCCCUUCAAGUCCGUCUUUGUGCCCACCGCCAUAGUCAACCCUGUGAGGAGCACAACCAGCCCGGGGACUUUAGGACAGGGCUCUCUUCGGAGAUCCGGGAGGAGCAGCAUGAGAAAGAGUAAGUGGUGGCAGAGAGCCUCCACGGUGGUGGCAGCGGAACUGGGACCGCAGCCCGCUCCCACCGGGGAGCCUGCCCUCACGUGUGUCAGCAGAGGCGGCGACACCAGGACCCGCUCAGCCGCCAGUUCCCUCAUCAUGGAAGGCAAGGAAAUCCCUGUCAAGAGCGAGCCUCUACCUAAACCACCUGCAUCCGCCCCACCAUCCAUCCUAGUGAAACCAGAAAACUCCAGAAAUGGCAGCGAAAAGCAAGUCAAAACUGUGCGAUUUCAGAAUUACAGCCCUCCUCCGGCCAAACAGUACACCUCCCACCCGUCAGGAAAGCCUGAACAGCCUGCCAUCCCCAAGGGGUCCCAGCCCGAAGCCGCCCCCUCAGGCCCAGAGAUGACCAUCCUAUUCGCCCACCGAAGCGGCUGCCAUUCGGGACAGCAGACAGACCUCCGGAGGAAGUCGACUUUCGGCAAGACCACCACCCCAGUGUCCACUGCUUCGGCCACACAGACCGUGUUUCCCAGCAAAUGAAUCUACGGGUGGCUUUUCCCAGACCCCAAAGAGGUGAAUUGCAUUUAAAUACAGUCUGCCU
This is a messenger RNA of Puma concolor (puma), 2149 nucleotides long. NCBI's taxonomy places the organism in Eukaryota, Metazoa, Chordata, Mammalia, Carnivora, Felidae. The record is from RefSeq and is a predicted model, not a curated record.